UCUUCCCGAUGUUUUUUUUCUGCCUCCAAUUCGUACUCCGUCUAACAACGUUAGAUAUUCUCGAGGCCUCUCUGUUUUCUGAAUUCACAUAUUCUUGAUCUUCCAACUUGUCCAUGCUUCCACCAUCUUCAUCUUCUUUCCUAUCUUCAGCUGUAACAUAUCUCUUUUUCAAGUUUCACCCAUACGAUUAGCUGAAUUUAAGCCAAACCCACCCAGUUCGCGCUCUAUCCUAUUACAAUAUAUUCCCAAAAUUUACUUUUUCAGUGUAGUAUCAUUCAACUUUGCGUGAAACUCUUCGACCGGGUCACAUGGCUGCCGUGCUUCGAUCGAAGCCUUACAAGGAGACGGCCUCUCUCACUCUCGUUCAGUUCAGAUAUUUUGUGUACAAUUAUAUGCAUGCUGGUCGCAUGCCCAGUUCUCAUUGUACGCGUCGCACAAAGUGGGAUGAGCGCUUCAUGAAUACUCCCUAUCACUUCACUUCCUUCAAGCCCGUCUCGUUGCGCGGCGACUUCAUCGAAAAGGGCACCCAGUUUAUGGAGGGUAGGGGAAAAGCUCAGAAUUGUAAUAAAAACUUAGGUGACAAAAUGGGCAGUGAGUCCAACUUUGUUACUUGUUCAUACGGGGACCCGCCCGAGGUGUGGUCGGGUGGCGGAAUUGUUGUUCGGCCGGGAAAUACGACUUUUAAUGUUGUCCGCGGCGGCGGCGGCGGCGGUCCUAGUCCUGGUUCAGGAGGUGAUUCUGGGUCGAAUUCAAAGGAUGAGGACUGGGGUGGAUCCAAUUUGGGGCAUAAUCUUCCAACGCCAAAGGAGAUUUGUAAGGGACUCGACAAAUUUGUAAUUGGACAGGAGAAAGCCAAGAAGGUGCUUUCUGUGGCAGUUUACAACCACUAUAAGAGAAUAUUUCAUGAAUCUUCGCACAAGUGGCCUGCAGGAGAUUCACAUAAUGACAAAGCCGAUACUGUUGAUGAAGAUAGAGUUGAAAUUGAGAAGAGCAAUAUUCUUUUGAUGGGGCCAACAGGAUCAGGAAAGACAUUACUCGCCAAAACCCUAGCACGGUUUGUAAAUGUUCCCUUCGUUAUUGCAGAUGCAACUACACUCACUCAGGCAGGAUAUGUUGGGGAAGAUGUGGAGUCAAUAUUAUACAAGCUUCUUAUGGUUGCAGAUUACAAUGUGGCGGCUGCACAACAAGGCAUUGUUUACAUUGAUGAAGUUGACAAAAUUACCAAAAAGGCUGAAAGCCUUAACAUCAGUAGAGAUGUCUCAGGGGAAGGUGUUCAGCAAGCAUUAUUAAAGAUGCUUGAGGGAACAGUUGUCAAUGUUCCUGAGAAAGGAGCUCGAAAACAUCCUAGAGGUGACAAUAUAUUGGUACGUGGACAUAAGAUUGAUACAAAGGAUAUACUUUUUAUUGUUGGAGGGGCCUUUGUUGACUUAGAGAAAACAGUCUCUGAAAGGCGCCAGGAUUCUUCUAUUGGAUUUGGGGCACCUGUACGUGCAAACAUGAGGACAGGAGGUGUCACAGAUGCUGCUGUUGCAUCAUCAUUAUUGGAAACUGUUGAAAGUAGUGAUCUUAUCGCAUAUGGUUUAAUACCUGAAUUUGUUGGGCGGUUUCCUAUCCUAGUCAGUUUGUCAGCUUUAACUGAAAGUCAACUCAUUCAGGUUCUUACCGAGCCAAAGAAUGCUCUAGGGAAGCAAUACAAGAAAAUGUUCGAAAUGAAUGGAGUGAAGCUGCAUUUCACAGAAAAUGCCCUAAGAUCGAUUGCCAGAAAAGCAAUAUCUAAGAAUACUGGUGCCCGGGGCUUACGGUCCAUAUUAGAGAAUGUAUUGGUGGAUGCCAUGUAUGAGAUUCCUGAUGUCAGAACGGGUGAUGACAUUAUAGACGCUGUUGUUGUUGAUGAAGAAGCCGUUGAACAUCAGGGGCGUGGCCGUGGAGCUAAAAUCCUUUAUGGCAAGGGUGCACUGGGUCGUUAUCUUGAAGAACACAGAAGUAAUACUGAGUCUACGGAAGUUUCAGACAGGGACCAUGAAGCAGACACAGAACUUCAUUCUGUUGUUGCCAACAUGUAACUUCGUGCUGAUAUAUACACACAUAUAUAUAGAUUGUAGUUUCCUUUGUACAUAACAAGCUGGCUCAUUUAUUGGAUAAUUUAUACAAACAUGCUCAAUCCAAAUGUCCAAGCCGAUUUUGGUAACAAGUUUUGGGCAUUGUUGAUCUGCCAAAAAAUGUAUAUCGUAGGAGCAUUGCUCGGAGGAUCCUUAUUGUGUGUUCUUCUCAUCAGUCUUAGUAGCCAGCUAGCAGUUACUUAACAUCAAUCUGGGUUCAUAAAAAAGUAAGAAUACUGAGAUUGAUAUGAAGAUGUAGAUAUCUAUUUAAAUUUAAAGA
Messenger RNA from Neltuma alba, 2379 nucleotides. RefSeq names its product CLP protease regulatory subunit CLPX1, mitochondrial. Lineage: Eukaryota; Viridiplantae; Streptophyta; Magnoliopsida; Fabales; Fabaceae. Gene Ontology annotation, molecular function: ATP-dependent protein folding chaperone; ATP hydrolysis activity; ATP binding. The record is from RefSeq and is a predicted model, not a curated record. Gene Ontology annotation, biological process: protein folding. Bases 309 to 2063 code for a protein of 584 amino acids. The transcript has 15 exons. Gene Ontology annotation, cellular component: mitochondrial matrix.